Messenger RNA from Trichomycterus rosablanca, 1607 nucleotides. RefSeq lists its product as uncharacterized. Gene Ontology annotation, biological process: positive regulation of transcription elongation by RNA polymerase II. The transcript is spliced from 7 exons. Bases 33 to 1607 code for a protein of 524 amino acids. Gene Ontology annotation, molecular function: protein binding. The record is from RefSeq and is a predicted model, not a curated record. Lineage: Eukaryota; Metazoa; Chordata; Actinopteri; Siluriformes; Trichomycteridae.
UGUAGCAGUUCAGCUGAUUGUCAGAUAUUAGGAUGUGGAGUCACAAGGAGCCUGAUUUUGCGCUGCACAUGCUGUGUGAACUGCAGAAGCAGCAGCAAUGCAGCCUGCACUGUGAUAUAUUACUGCAGACUGACGGUAUCUCUAUCCCAGCACAUAGCUGUGUGCUGUCUGCUGUGAGCCCAGUGUUUUCUCGAGCCUUUGCCAGCUCUCCUUCCGUUCCUCUGGGGCAGAGCAGACUAGUGAGCCUGCAGACGGUUCGGGCACGUGCCCUGCUGAAGCUGGUUGGGUUUAUGUAUUCUGGAGAAAUGGAGGGAGAGGGCUUAGAUGAACAGCAGGAAGUGUUUGAUGUUGCCCACAUGCUAGGCUUCACGUACUUGACAGAUGGAAAGAAAAAGCUGUCAGACAGGCAGCAGGAGGAUAUAAUGACAUGGCGGACGAUUGGGUUGCACAGAGAACGCAGGAAGAAGGAUGCCAGUGUGCAGAUCCUGUCAGAUAAAAAGAUUUUUAUGCAUUUAGGGACGCAGACAGGCGGUCCUGGAGCAGAAACUGAUCUUGUGUCAGAGACUUUGCCUAAUAAAAUGAAAGUUGUGACCGGUGGAUCUGACAGCAUUUCUACACCUGCUGGGUUUGACUGUGAUAAUAAUAAUGUUUCCUCACCCUCCAACAUCAGUGAAGCUUUGGUUAGGGUCCAAACCAAACAUCAGCAAAUCCAACCGGAGAAGAAACAUGUGAAAAUGCCUGAUAUGGGAGGCACACAGAUCUCUCUAAAGAUUAAACUAAAGAGGCAAAUGAGUGGGGCCUUGUGGGAGAUUGUUAGUGUCCAUGAGGAGAACACGACGAAUGGAUCAAAAGCGUGUGACUCUGCUUCAGAGAGGUGUGACGCUGACCAAAGAAUGACCAACAACCACACCGAGGUCUCGGCUCUCCACAGGGAAUCAAGCACGCUCACACAGACCCACAGAAACUGUCCAGAAAUCCAUCUAAGCCCCUCUCCUACAUUCACAGCUCAGAACCUUGGAACUGUAACUCUGACGCCUCCCUCAGACCUGACCGCCUCUUCUCCAUUCAGACCCCUUUCAGAGCAUUCUUUUCUCUGCACCCCUCAUCCCAUCCUUCUGUCCCCACCUUUACAGAUGUCACCUCCGCCCGUCUCACCAGAUCUGGCUCAGCCCGAGGAGUCUGAUGAGCAGAUCGUCCGGCUGUUGGAGGACAUGGACAUGAUGGGUUUAAGCAUCUUGCCCUCUGUAUCCAUGGAGAGGAUCGGUGACUUGCAUCACCUGAGCCCAGUCUGUUCUCACCUGGAUCAGAAGAUUGAUGCGUGUGAGGUUGCCGUUGAUGCACCGAAUCGGAACCUUUCUGUUUAUGGAGAUGAUCAAGGGAUUAAUGCGUCUAAUGGAAAUGAGACAUCGUCAGGCUCUUCUGGACAAGAAAAAACAGGUUCUGAGUGUUCUGCUUUUGAGAACCUCGACUUGUGCACAACGGUGGAGCUACAGAAUGAUGCAUCAAUAUCAAGUUCAGCAUCACUUGCCGUCACCUCUCCGUUCAUUAGACAGGAUAAAAACCAUGAGACUCUGCCGAAGGAAAACGAUGUCUGGAAGGGCUUGUGA